This is a messenger RNA of Nicotiana tabacum (common tobacco), 1230 nucleotides long. RefSeq lists its product as uncharacterized. The record is from RefSeq and is a predicted model, not a curated record. NCBI's taxonomy places the organism in Eukaryota, Viridiplantae, Streptophyta, Magnoliopsida, Solanales, Solanaceae.
AGUGGACAACAUACGCUGAGCUGGAUCCCCCACCCCCACUUCAACCCCUUGGGGUUCAUGGCGUCCCUUCAAUGUAUUCAAGAGGUCCAAUUAUUUCGUCCCAGGCUCUCCUCCCAAUUUCAACUUGCCAUCCAAGGGGUAUCUUUGUUAAUAAGAAAGGAUCUUUCAAAGUCGUGACAGCAAAAAUGGCGGCGCAGCUUCAUCUCCGUGCUAAUAAUUGCAUUUUGUUGCCGUCAACGUCUUUUUCUUCAUUCCACACAUUUUCUGUAUUGAAUUCUUCAAAAGAUUCUGGGGAUAGUAGAUCAGUCCUAGGCGUGGGGAGAUCCUUCUUGGGUUUGAAUGACAGAAGAAUAUUAGGAAAUAGGAGAGUGAUUAAAAGAAAGAAUGAUUCUUCUUCGGUCAUAAUUAGAGCGUCAGCAGGAGGUGCAGCAAUAUGGGAUGGUUUUAUGCCGGAAAAGAGCUCCAAAGCUCCUGCACUAAGUGACGUUUUCUGGCCUUCUGCAGGGGCAUUUGCGGCAAUGGCUAUGCUAGGAAAGAUAGACCAAAUAUUGGCACCGAAAGGGAUAUCAAUGACUAUAGCUCCAUUCGGAGCUGUUUGUGCUGUCCUCUUUGCCACGCCUUCUUCUCCUGGUGCUAGGAAGUACAAUAUGUUUAUGGCACAAAUCGGUUGUGCAGCCAUUGGUGUUUUGGCAUUCACAAUAUUGGGGCCAGGUUGGCUAGCUCGAAGCACAGCCCUUUCUGCUGCCAUGGCUUUCAUGAUUUAUACUCGUUCUGUUCAUCCUCCUGCUGCAAGUCUGCCACUACUGUUCAUUGAUGGAGCUAAGCUGCAUCAGCUCAACUAUUGGUAUGUUCUGUUCCCUGGAGCUGCUGGUUGCAUUCUUCUGUGUUUAAUACAAGAGAUGGUGUGUUACCUAAAAGAGAAUGUCAAAUUCUGAUGUGAAAUGCGAUGCCUCAUAUGAGAGCUGUAUAAAAAUUCUUUUGCAUGGUCAAAAUUGAAGGUGCAACAGAGGAAUCCACCAUUUCUCCAAUAAAGCAAUCACGGAUUUGAUGAAAAUGAAUAUCGUGCAAUGUCAAGCGGAUAAUUCCGAUUUAUAUAUAGUUGUGAAUAUGAUAUGAUUCUCAUUCAACCCAGAAAAAUUAAAUAUCAUAUAGUAGCUUUUUCUGGAAAUCGUUGUGUCAUGGAACUCAAUUGACGCUUUUUUAUUAAUAGAAAAUAUCACAAAUUUGUCA